AUGUCAGUCAACGUCCGUCCCGUUCAGGUCUCGUCGAGUAGCCAGCAGGGACGCCUCGAGCUGGCCGACCGCCUCGAAAAGCUUCUUGCAAAUGACAAGCCUUGGCAUGAGUUUCCAACGCCGCAAGACUACCGAGAUGCGCGCCGGGAUGGUACCAACGGAUUCAAGAAGCCCGUGUGCAACGACAAGGCGCGCCUGAUCGAUUUUACCGGCCGUGAAGGGAACUCGAUUGAGCUGCGGGUCAUUGAACCCACGACAGGGCCUUCUAAAGGAGUUUGGCUACACUUCCAUGCAGGGGGCUUUGUCAUUGGCAGCAAUGCCUCGUACGAUCCAUAUCUCACCCGACUUUCUAACGAGCUAGGCCUUACUAUGGCCUCGGUAGAGUAUCGCCUGGCGCCAGAGAAUCCGUAUCCAGCCGGCUAUAACGACGCCGUCGACGCAGCCCUAUUCGCCCUGUCUGAAGACGGAGCGAACAAGCUAGGAGCGCAGUUGCGUGUGCUCGGCGGUGAAUCCGCCGGCGCCUGGUAUGCCGUCUCUGUGGCAUUAGCUCUCCGCGAUAAGCAUGGUGUUGAUGUACAGUCGCAGCUCUCUGCUAUCUGUGCAGGCUACGGUAUUUUUGAUCUUACCUAUACCCCUUCAUGUCUUAAUCACAAACGCAACAUUGUCUUGAGCAGCGAUGGAAUGCAGCGGUUCGGAGAGGCGGCUUUUGCACAUGUUCCCCUACGGGAUCGCAAGACGCGCUAUAUCUCGCCUCUGUAUGCUGAUCUGGGUAACCUGCCUCCAGCGCAGUUUCUAGUUGGGACAAUCGAGCCGUUGCUCGACGACAGCAUUUUCAUGGCUGCCAAGUGGGCCAACUCCGGUAAUGAAGUGGACUUACACAUCGUGGAUGGAGGGUGUCACGCUUUUACGUUGAUCCCUAUGGGCGAUGCUACUGAGGAAGGUCUGCAAAGCGUGAUCAGCUUCGUAAAGAAGCAUCUUAAGUAG
Molecule: messenger RNA, 984 nt
Organism: Fusarium fujikuroi IMI 58289
Lineage: Eukaryota; Fungi; Ascomycota; Sordariomycetes; Hypocreales; Nectriaceae
Product: related to lipase/esterase
Exons: 2
Coding region: 1-984 (327 amino acids)
Molecular function (GO): hydrolase activity
Source: RefSeq, a predicted model, not a curated record